AUGCUCAACUGUGCCUCGAUUGUGCCUCAAGGCCCAGUCCCAGACCAGCACAUGCCUAGGCUCAGAUUCCCCAAUCCAUGUACUCCUGAGGCUGGCUUGGGCAGACUCAAAGAGCAUUAUUUUGAAGACACAGUGCUCCUGUUCAAGGUCUGUCUCUUGGUUCAUCCAAUCCUCCCGCCUUUUCCUUCGCUACAGAUGGGCUUCGGGCUGCAGAUAGCUGCUGCCCUUUGGCUCAGCCUAAUCCUGCCUGUGGGGAGCCAAGUGCCAGAGUUCCGGGCCUACGAAUUCCAUUUUGGGCCCUGCCACGUGGAAGGGGUAGCUCUUCUAGAGCUGUGGAAGGCCUUCAGGGCCAUGAAGGACAUUGUGCAAGCUCAAGAUAAGAUCACGAGUGUCCGGCUCUUGAAACAGGAGGUUUUCCAGAACGUCUCGGAUGCUGAGAGUUGUUACCUCGCCCAUGAGCUGCUGAAGUUCUAUUUGCACACCGUUUUCAAAGACUACCACCACAAAAUCGUGGAGUUCAAGAUCAUGAAGUCAUUCUCCACCCUCGCCAACAACUUUUUUGUCAUCAUGUCAAAACUGCAACCCAGGCAGGAAAAUGAGACAGUUUCCGUUAGGGAAAGUGCCCAUAGGCGGUUCCUGCUGUUCUGGAGUGCAUUUAAACAGUUGAACACAGAAGCAGCUCUGACCAAAGCCUUUGGGGAAGUGGACAUUCUCUUGACCUGGAUGGGGAAAUUCUACCAUCAUUGAAUGCCUCGUCCAGGAUACCCUCCUUCUCUUUUCAAGAUACAGUUGCUUCCUGUGCUGUCCUCUGGGCACUGCACUCCUUGACAACGUGCCCCCUUGUCUGCCCAGGCUUGUCUUCACAGGACUUCAUUUCCCAGUAGCCCAAACACCAUUCAUGGAAGUCACCUUGGGAAGCUGAGAGAAAACCACUUAGUGGAUUCCUAUAUUUAUCACAAUGCUAUUUAAGUACUGUCAGUAUUACAACUGACUCCAUUUAUUUGUGAGAUGUAUGGUUCACAAAGGCAGUAGACUGCCAUGACCCUGUUCCCCUGUCACCUUCCACGAUUCCCACAACAGUCUGGGGUGAAUGGGUACUCGGCAAAAUAUUUAAUAAAGUGGAUUUCUGCUUGCCUGUGGAUUAUUGAUGAGUAAGGAGGGAUGUUGGGGUAUGAGAUGGAACUUGAAUGCAUGGAAAUGAUCUAUCUGCAGGAACAGAGCACUGGGGUAGGAAUCAGGGGCAAAGAUUUGAAAAGUGAAUGUUAGAAGAUAACAUGUAGUUAAAAUACUCAGC
Molecule: messenger RNA, 1294 nt
Organism: Dipodomys spectabilis (banner-tailed kangaroo rat)
Lineage: Eukaryota; Metazoa; Chordata; Mammalia; Rodentia; Heteromyidae
Gene: Il24
Product: interleukin 24
Exons: 6
Coding region: 1-747 (248 amino acids)
Source: RefSeq, a predicted model, not a curated record